Molecule: messenger RNA, 1245 nt
Organism: Owenia fusiformis
Lineage: Eukaryota; Metazoa; Annelida; Polychaeta; Sabellida; Oweniidae
Source: the annotation of a GenBank genome assembly
AUGGCAGCCCCCAUGAAAGUCGAAAUUCAAGAAAUUUCUCAAUCAAAGGGCAGAGGAUUCAUUGCUAUACAUCCAAUAUGUGAAGGUGAGAUCCUGUUUGAAGAGGAACCUAUUGUAUGCUGCCAGUUCCUUUGGAAUGCCUUCUACAAGUAUGCUGCAUGUGACCACUGUAUGAAAGCACUGGAGACAGCUGAGGAGAAUGCAAGACGCCUGUGCAAUAAUCACACACUUGUUUUGCCUCACCCAGAAUGCUGCAGUGUCAAUAAGCAGCUGUAUUCAGUUUGUCCACAUUGUCAGGUGCAGUAUUGUAGUGAGGUUUGUAGAGAUACAGCUUGGGGGAUGUACCAUGAAUCACUUUGUACAAGACAGUCAAGUAAAGACCCAGACCACCCUCUUGAAAAGCUGCAGGAAAUAUGGAGAAAUCUGCACUUUCCACCUGAGACUGCUAAUAUAAUGUUAGUAGCUAGAUUGAUAGCCACUGUGAAACAGGCAAAAAAUAAAGAUUUAAUACUACAAAAACUAUCAAAAUUUUGCCGGACAACCAAAAAUGAGGAGAAAGAGAUAGCACACAAGCUGUUAGGUGCAGAGUUCCAGGCACAACUGGACGUGUUGCGUACACAUACCACCGAGGCACUGCAUGAGGAGACUGUAGAAACGUGGUUCACUCCUGAAGGAUUCAACUCUCUGUUUGCUCUCAUAGGGACCAAUGGCCAGGGUGUAGGCACAAGUUCAUUGAGUACAUGGGUAAAUAACUGUGAUGACCUUGACCUGCCUUCUACAGAUAGAGAAACUCUUGAUGCAUUUAUUGAUAAACUCUAUGAAGAUAUUGAAAAAGAAUCGGGUAAUUUCACAAACUGUGAAGGAUCUGCUCUAUAUGCACUGCAGAGUACAGCCAACCAUAGUUGUGAACCCAAUGCAGAAGUAGUAUUUCCCCACGACAAUUUUAUUGUUGGAUUGAAAGCUACAUGUGAUAUACAACCUGGGGAGGAGGUGUGUAUUUGUUACCUUGAUUGCUGCCAGCGAGGCAGAAGUCGCCAUUCAAGACAGAAAAUAUUAAGGGAGAACUAUUUAUUUCGAUGUGACUGCAGUAAAUGCCUCCUUGAAGCUGGUGAUCCUGAAGAAACAUCUAGUGAAGAAUCUGAGGAUGACAUGGAAGAAAGCUGAUGAUCCUGAAAAAUAUCUACAAAUUACAUCUACUGAUGAUCCUGAAAAUAUGUCUAUCGUAUUUGACACUUCCAGUGAUAA